Messenger RNA from Anolis carolinensis (green anole), 6704 nucleotides. RefSeq names its product myocyte enhancer factor 2A (gene mef2a). Gene Ontology annotation, biological process: heart development; positive regulation of transcription by RNA polymerase II; cell differentiation. NCBI's taxonomy places the organism in Eukaryota, Metazoa, Chordata, Lepidosauria, Squamata, Anolidae. The record is from RefSeq and is a predicted model, not a curated record. Gene Ontology annotation, molecular function: DNA-binding transcription factor activity, RNA polymerase II-specific; histone deacetylase binding; RNA polymerase II cis-regulatory region sequence-specific DNA binding. The transcript is spliced from 11 exons. Bases 465 to 2078 code for a protein of 537 amino acids.
ACGCGGAGGGGAAGGAGAAGUGGAGUUGAGCGCGUUGAGGGGCGACGCCGGGGCCGCACGGUUCACGUUCCCGCCCGCAUUCUUUUCCGUUCGGUAGCCAGGGCGGAGGACGUGGCUAUUGAUUGUGAGGCUGAGGCGGAAGGAUACGGAAAAAGCGAGCGGAGCUGCGGCUCGACCUAGAGAGUGCGGGAAAGGGGCACGGGAAGUAGUCCCGGCCCUGGCGGAGCGCCGCGAGGGGAUCCCUCCGCCCGUGCCAGUCUUUCCGAAGGCGCCUCAGUCGGGGAGGCGGAAGGGAAGCGGCGGAAAGAGGAGGCCGCGGAGGGAAGCCAAGGGUUUUUAUUUUGGAGACAGCAUUGCAUGAAGGCUUUAGCAGUAGAUCGGAACUGACUACCAUGUGCUAGGAUACAAAGAUUGUGGAUUUUUUUUACGUGUGCUUCUGGAUUAUAAAGUAGGAAACUGUUAACAUGGGGAGGAAGAAAAUACAGAUCACGAGAAUAAUGGACGAACGGAAUAGACAGGUGACCUUCACAAAAAGGAAGUUUGGAUUAAUGAAGAAAGCCUAUGAACUGAGUGUGCUUUGUGACUGUGAAAUAGCACUCAUCAUUUUUAACAGUUCUAACAAGCUCUUUCAGUAUGCAAGCACGGAUAUGGACAAAGUUCUCCUCAAAUACACGGAGUAUAAUGAACCGCAUGAGAGCAGAACCAACUCAGAUAUUGUUGAGACUUUAAGAAAGAAAGGCCUUAAUGGUUGUGAGAGCCCUGAUGCUGACGAUUACUUUGAGCACAGUCCACUAUCGGAGGACAGAUUCAGCAAACUAAAUGAAGAUAGUGAUUUUAUUUUCAAGCGAGGCCCUGCUCUGAACAAGAAGGAAAACAGAGGGUGCGACAGCCCAGACCCUGACACCUCAUAUGUGCUCACGCCACAUACAGAAGAAAAAUAUAAAAAAAUUAAUGAAGAGUUUGAUAAUAUGAUGCGGAAUCAUAAAAUCGCACCUGGGCUACCUCCGCAGAACUUCUCCAUGUCGGUCACGGUUCCUGUGUCCAGCCCAAAUUCUUUAACCUACAGUCAUCCUGGGACUUCCCUUGUCUCUCCAGCACUGGCCGCCAGUUCCACUUUGACAGACACCACCAUGCUGACCCCUCCUCAAGCCUCCUUGCACCGAAACGUAUCGCCUGGGGGUCCCCAAAGACCAUCCAGCACCGGCAGCGCAAGUGGUAUGUUGACCACAACAGAUCUCUCAGUGCCAAAUGGAGCUGGUUCUAGUCCAGUGGGCAAUGGCUUUGUGAACUCACGAGCUUCACCAGGCCUGCUUAGCAGCACCGGGAGUGGAAACGGCCUGAGCAAAGUGAUGCCUACCAAAUCCCCCCCUCCGCCCGGAGGAGGCAAUCUUGGAAUGAACAACCGAAAGCCAGAUCUCCGAGUUGUCAUCCCUCCAUCCAGCAAAGGCAUGAUGCCUCCAUUGAGCACACAACGGCUAACCAGUUCUCAGUCUACACAACCUCUUGCAACACCGGUUGUGUCUGUGACAACUCCAAGCUUGCCCCCGCAGGGACUGGUGUAUUCUGCUAUGCCUACUGCCUACAACACUGAUUACUCCUUGACUAGUGCAGACCUGUCAACCCUCCAGGGAUUCAACUCCCCAGGAAUGCUUUCAUUGGGACAAGUAUCUGCCUGGCAACAGCAUCACCUAGGACAGGCAGCCCUCACUUCCCUCGUGGCUGGAGGCCAACUAUCUCAGGGUUCCAGUUUAUCCAUUAACACCAACCAAAAUAUUAACAUCAAGUCUGAACCGAUUUCCCCUCCUCGAGAAAGAGUGACUCCGUCGGCGUUCCAGCAGCAGCAGCAACAGGCCCCGCAGCAGCAGCAGCAGCAGCAGCCCCAGCAGCCAUCACGGCAGGACAUGGGACGCUCUCCUGUCGACAGCCUCAGCAGUUCCAGCAGUUCAUACGAUGGCAGCGACCGAGAGGACCCUCGGGGCGACUUCCAUUCGCCCGUUGCGCUGGGAAGGCCCCCCAACUCGGAGGACAGGGAAAGCCCCACCGUGAAGCGGAUGCGGAUGGACACUUGGGUGACCUAAUCGCUCCUCCUUUGGUUUCUACGUUUUGAGUUCUACCAGUGGACAGUCCUGACAUAUCUAAAUUUAUAAAUAAGGACAUGAAAUAAAUAUUUAUAUGUAUAUAUACAUACAUGCAUAUAUAUCUUUGUAUACAUAUAUAUGUGUGAGUGUGUGUAGCAGAGACACGAAAAGCAAAAAUCAGCAGGCACUUAAUACCGACUCCUUGUAUAGCAGCUACAGAUGCCCUGUGGUUUUAAGAGAUAGAACAGAAGAACCCUUAUAGGCAAUGGUCUAGUCUGGCACUUAAUCUAUCUGGCCGAUGUUCCUCGAAUAAUGUUUCGCAAAAGAACAUGUGCCCCUUAUGUAACCUACCAAAUGAAACGGCAGAAGCUUGAGGGCUUGCCUGUAGUCGUUGUUCUCUAUGUGUGUUUUCCAACAACUGUGUGGUAUCCUGUAGUUAUCAUUACGCUUUGUAGCAGCAGAGCAGUAGAAAAGAGAAAGCAAUACUGUACAUAGAAUGACCUCUAUUACUACCCAGUCUAGCAUGGGUCUCUCUUGCAAAGAGUGCAUGGAGAAGGGCUGGCAUUAUUUUAAAAAAUCACACACCUGUUUUUGCACGUGCAAAAAAUAGAGGGUCAGAUACGAUUUUUGUAACCAAGUGUGUGUGAGACAGAGACAUAAAGUGCAUGAAAUAUUCAGAAGAUAUUAGCCUAGAAGAGAAUCCGCAAAGAAAAAUUUUAAUAUAUUAAGUUAUAAUUGGGAUAUGUUUUAAAAGCUCUUUCUUACGUUCCUCUGACCUUUUUUAAAAGAUAGAAAAACAGUUUUAGCUCGUGUAUAUUUUUUAUUAAAGAAAAAAUACCCUUCUUUGAAGACUAUAUGGAAAAUUAUAUACAGUACUUUUGAACACAUUCUGCUAUGAAUUAUUUAUACAAGCCAAAGCUGUACGGUGUAGCUUUUUUUUGGUAGAGAAUAGGUCUGACUUGUUUUUUUUUGGACUGUCUGUUGCUUUUGGUUCAGGGGAGGAAGGAAAAACAAAAUCUUGCAGGCAGAACCUUGGGGAAAAAUAAGCCAUGAAUACUUAUUAUUAUUCUAUAUGUAAAUUAAAAUUUGAGCCAAACGUUGUGUAUAUAGCAUCUUAAAUAUAUUAUCACCUUUUGGUGUAAGUACGUAUGUAUUGUACGUUCACCAGAUUAAAAAGUAUAUUUUUGUGGAUUGACGCCGACUUGAAGAAAAGAAAAAGGCGAGGUCCUUAUUAAGUAGAGUAUUCACUGUUUAAUAUUUACUAUUUUGUUCAAUAGACUGUAUUUCCUUUUGGAUUUUAAUUAAUAUUAUCCAGAUUUUUUUCAGAGGGUGUUUAUAAAAAAAAGGGGUUGUCCCCCCUCACUGGUGGUGAAUGUGUGUUGUUACAAAUUGUACUCUUUAAUCUCUCUUCUUUUUUUGGUGCCGUAAAAAUUCAUUAUACAUUAUAUAUAUAAUAUAUAUAUAUAUACAUAUAUCUGUAUAGAUACAUAUAUAAAUAUAUGUAUAUAGAUAGCAAAGCGAUAGCCCCCUUUGCAAUUCGCUCUACAUAAAUCCAGCAUUGAUUCAUUCUGCAUAAAUAGGAAAAAAGGUGUUACAAACUGUUUCUGAGGCAUCGUAUGAAGUUCUCUCUUUCGGCCUGGGGAGAGGGAUGCUUUUGUCCCUCAUAAUUGCUGAAGUAAUGGGAAACGUUGUCAGAGGAAGGAAGGGGGUUGAAGUGGUCUUUCGGUUUAAGGCAAAACAUGUCCUAAUAUUUAAUUCCCCCAAAACAUCAGGAAGAGCUUCAGAUAGUGGCACAUGUUGCUUUGGAGUCACUUUUAGCUCUGGUUUCGUCUAAAGAUGCUUCCAGUCUCAUGUUUGCUUACUGUUUGUAAUAGGGGCAGAUGCUAAAGGAAUAUCUGAAGGCAGGUUUUAUUAGAUACCAUGAUACAUACAUAUAUAUAUAUAUAGAGAGAGAGAGAGAGAAGGGGGGGGAGAAUGAAUACUAGCAAAGGGCUAGGAGCCAUGGUGGCGCAAUGGGGUAAACUCUUGUGCCAGCUGAACUGCUGACCUGAAGGUUGGGUUGCUGAUCUGAAGGCUGCUGGCUUAAAUCCACAAGAUGGGAUGAGCUCCCGUCUUGUCAGCUCUAGCUUGUGGGGACAUGGGAGAAGCUUCCCAGCAGGAUGGUAACACAUCCGCGCAUCCCCUGGGCAACAUCUUUGUAGAUGGCCAACUAUCUCACACCAGAAGCGACUUGCAGUAUGUUCUCAAGUCGCUUCUCACAUGAUAAAAAAGCCAAAGGGGUUACAAUUUCCUUAGAAGGGAGUAGCAACUCAGUAUUUCGCCCAGAUAAUUGUGAUGUAGCCAGGUGCACAUUUUUGUUUUUUGUUUUGUUUUUUUAGUUCUCCAUUAUUACUGGCAAAUAAGCUUUAAGACAAUCUAAAUGCUCUUUAAUUUAAAACCACACCAGGCAUGGCCUAGUGAGAAAGUGGUAUUAAAAUGAAGGGUGAACUCUUUUCCUGUAAAGGCUCUUUCACCUCUUUUUACCUCCCUCGCUCCAUGUACAAAACUGUAAAUGCAGUCAUAGAAGACUGUAAGCUUUCUAGUGGAGCUAUUUUCUUUUUAUCUCUCCCCCCCCCCCCCCAUCAUAAUUCCUCAGCAUUUCAAGGAACUCGUAGACAGGAGGUACAGCUUCUUAUACAAGACAGUAUGCCCCUAUUCUGCCAGCUUAUUCACUAUCCCAAUCCCUCUUUUUGCCCUGUGCUUGGAAACUGAACACCACUUCAUCGAUCCUUCUGUUGCUUCCAAAGGAUAUUUUGCCAAUCCCUAUUUAUGCACCUACAUGAACUUUGCUGUACAUUUGAAUGGGAGUUCUACAUUUCACAUUUACUGUCUGAUUUCUUGUGUGCCUUAAUGAGAUGGCUUUGCUGACUGUAUCUCAAUAGUCUUUUAUUCCUAUGCAGGUUUGUAAGGAGUUACAUCACAAUACAUUUUUUCUUUUUAAAAAAAAUAAUAAUAUGGGAAUUUUAAAAAGGUUUGGCUUUGUACUUGAAUCUAGCCAACCAAAUGUUUUUUUUUGGUUUAACAAAAGGAACUUUCAGAAUCAGACUGUUAACUUGUGUCCCAUCUCCUCAUCCUAGGACCUGGCCCUGUCUCCCCAGAGGAGAAUGUGUCAUCCUGAAAAUACAAAUACUUUGAAAAAUAACAACCCCAACACUAAAAAUGUAACUCUAGGCAUUUUUGGAUAGCUUACACUGAUAGGUAAGGUUAGUGGCAACAUUUCCUAGCGGCAUUGCUUGUGCUAAUGUCCUUGGGUUUGGCCUGCCAGGGUGCCAAUGUCCCUGCGUUGCCAUUGUGCUAUAUAUGUGUGUACCAAAUGAUUUAAUUUCGCACGGAAGUGGCUAGUGGUAAUGGUAGGAGGCAAGAAUGCAAGGAGUCAUGCAUGAAACAGCUCCGGGCUCGCACUUUGGGCAAUAUGUGUGGUUGAACCACUUUUGAGAUGGGAAGGGAGAGCUUGUGUUAUGCUCAGAAAGGGGUCGGGGGGAAACAAGAUCUUUGGCUCUCCCGAAAGGCCAGCUCCAAAGUGCAAGGAAGCAUGUGGCACCUUGGAUUGGCGCUUCGUUGCUUGAAAGAGGCCUCCUGCCAAGCUCUCAGUCAGGCAUGGCAGCUUCUCACUUGCAUGGGGCAGGCCUGCACAACUCGGCAAUAGUAAGGGGCUAAUAUCAAAAAUAGGCUAAACCUCCAUGGGCCGGUCCUCCUCCUCUCCCUCAAUUGUGAUUGACUGCAACUCCUCACGUGACCACCAGUUUGCCUGCCCCUCUUUCUCCUCCCACUUUUGAUAGACUUGGCGGGCCACACGUUGUACAGGACUGCCAUGGUCACGGGAAACGGAGUUGUUGUGCAUGGCUGCUGUAACGUGUGUCAUUCGGAUCAGGAUGAUUUUUUUUUUUUGCGGUUAAAGGGCAGUUCUGAAAACAAAGAAUCAGUGGAGUUUGAAUAGAAUCAAUGGCAUUUAGAUCAAGAGUGCUGCAGACCGACAUCUUGCACAAACCCAAGUGAGUAGAACAGAGUCAAAUGUUAGACAACACUGACUUCUGGCAUGCUGUCGUUCAUGGCGGCAUGUGGGAAAUGUUUUGACUUUAAAGGACACUAAUGCUUUGGCGAGGGUAAACGUGCGCACAAGAAAUACAUAGUAAAUAAGGAACAUAAAUGACUCCUGCCGGAUCAACCAUGGGAAGAAGUUUGAAAUUUAGAAUGUGAAAGACUUUAAAAAAUAUAUUAGACAUUUUUCCUCACUUUGCUGUGCAAGAAAACACUGCUUUGCUAUAUUUAAAAAAGAAAAGCUUUUUUUAAAACAAAAAAAUUAUAUGUACUUGGUAAAUGUUUGUAGUCAACAGUUCACAGACGAAGCUGUUUGCGGUUAAAGCCGCCUGGCGGCACAAGCUGGACUUUGUUGCCAUCUUUGAGACGAAUCUUUAAAGGAAAAAAAAUAAGUUAAUCUCUUUUCCCUGAAUGUGGUGUUUUUUCUUCAAUAUACAAUAAAUAUUCUAGUGAACUUUUUAUCAAAUGGUUAAGAAAAAUGCUAGAGGUUGUUGUAAAAUAUUUGUAUCUUGCAUUCACUAAAGUAAAAAUACUGGCUUUUACUGUGUA